AUGCCUCCAACACGUGAACGUGGAAAGUACUCCAAGGACCUCCUGCAUACUGCGGUUCAAGCGGUCAUCAAUCGCUCGAAGGCCCCAGAAGUCGCGAAAAGGCACAACAUCCCCAUCGCAACCCUCAACAAGCGAGUGCGAGAACAGCGAUCAGGACAAGCUCUAGUAACCAAGCGCCGAGGACCAAAGCCAACGCUACCAGACAGUUGCGAAGAGGAUCUUGUCGCUUGGAUUGUUGCAAUGCAGCGAGACGGCAAUCCCACAGAUCGGAAGACGAUCAUCGUAAAGGCAAACCAAGUGCUUCGCCGACUGGACCCAACGGCGUCGUUGAGCGCAGGUUGGUACCGGCGUUUCAUCGUACGCCAUCCUCAGCUCACGAACCGAGUCGCCCAAGUGAUUUCCAGCGCUCGGAACGAGGUGGAUGACGUAGCAGUGACCACGCUCUUCAACUCUUUGGUCAACGCAAUUGUCACCAACAAGCUGUCGAGCGAUCGUGUCUUCAACAUGGACGAGACUUCGUUUUCCUCCCGCCGGAAGUCGAAGGACUUCUUCGACGGAAUUCAACGUCUUACCUUUGCGCUCACCAACUUCCACCUUGGCCUCAUGCCGCUGCGCGAGGAUGACCAACACCAGUACCGUUCGGUACUGGCUCGGUAUGCGCGUAUGGCGGAAGAGAAGAGGACCGCCCGAGCCGCGACCCAACGGCGCUACGCUCAAAGACGCGCUGAACGGCUGGCCACUGACAUGUUGCGGUCUUCCUUUGCAGCGCGUGCGCCAUUCAUGUCGCCGAGUGGUCGUCGUUAA
Aphanomyces astaci is the source of this 804-nucleotide messenger RNA. RefSeq lists its product as hypothetical. The transcript is spliced from 2 exons. The record is from RefSeq and is a predicted model, not a curated record. NCBI's taxonomy places the organism in Eukaryota, Oomycota, Saprolegniomycetes, Saprolegniales, Verrucalvaceae. The coding region runs from base 1 to 804 and encodes 267 amino acids.